AAACCCUAGACCUACCUCUAUUUUGUUAACAUGAGACUAAAACCCUAAGUCUCUUCUACUCGGCCUCAACUCUCACACUCUCUCCACCAGCAGGCGGCUCCCCUUCUCUUCGUGCGCACCUCCAGACCGCCAACAAUUCAUCGCAUCUCAGGGAAAGGUUUGAGAACUACCUUGUAAAGAUGGUGCAAUAUAACCUAAAAAAAAUUACUGUUGUUCCCAAUGGGAAGGAUAUGAUAGACAUUGUUCUAUCACGAACUCAACGACAAACCCCAACAGUUGUCCACAAAGGUUAUGCAAUCACUCGCCUUCGGCAGUUUUAUAUGAGGAAAGUGAAAUACACACAGCAGAAUUUUCAGGAGAAGCUGUCUGCCAUUAUUGAUGAGUUCCCUAGGCUCGAUGAUAUCCACCCUUUUUAUGGUGAUCUCCUUCACGUUCUCUACAACAAGGAUCAUUACAAACUUGCCCUUGGGCAAGUGAAUACUGCCAGAAAUCUCAUUUCAAAGAUUGCUAAGGAUUAUGUUAAGCUAUUGAAGUAUGGUGAUUCUCUGUACAGAUGUAAGUGUCUUAAGGUUGCUGCUCUUGGGCGAAUGUGCACAGUGAUCAAGCGAAUCGGCCCUAGUUUGGCUUAUCUUGAGCAGGUUAGGCAGCACAUGUCUAGGUUGCCUUCCAUUGACCCAAAUACAAGAACUAUAUUGAUUUGUGGUUAUCCUAAUGUUGGGAAGAGCUCAUUCAUGAACAAGAUCACUAGGGCAGAUGUAGAAGUGCAGCCGUAUGCAUUUACAACAAAGUCACUCUUUGUGGGUCAUACGGAUUACAAGUAUUUGAGGUAUCAAGUGAUAGAUACCCCAGGGAUUCUGGAUCGACCCUUUGAAGAUAGGAAUAUUAUUGAGAUGUGCAGUAUCACUGCUCUUGCACAUCUGCGAGCUGCAGUCCUCUACUUCUUGGACAUCUCUGGAACAUGUGGAUAUACAAUCACCCAACAAGCUGCUCUCUUUCACAGUAUUAAGUCUCUCUUUAUGAAUAAACCAUUGAUCAUAGUGUGCAACAAAACAGAUCUGCAGUCGUUUGAUAAUAUUCCCGAGGAAGACAAGAAGUUGGUCAUGGAAAUGAAAUCUGAGGCUCUAAAAACAUUGGUAGGCCAGGGAGGUGAGGCAACCAAUGAAGAGGGAGUUCUUCUAACCAUGAGUACCUUGACAGAAGAAGGGGUUAUUGCAGUGAAGAAUGCAGCUUGUGACAGGCUGUUAGAUCAGAGGGUUGAACUGAAGAUGAAGUCAAAGAAGAUAAAUGACUGUCUGAACCGCUUCCAUGUUGCGAUGCCGAAACCUCGAGACCAUAAGGAAAGGCCACCUUGCAUACCUCCAGGGGUCCUGGAAGCCAAGGCCAAGGAAGCAGCAGAGAAAGAGAAGAGGAUAACUGAAAGGGAUCUAGAGGAUGAGAAUGGUGGUGCUGGUGUGUACUCUGCUAGCUUGAAGAAGCAUUACAUCUUAGCAAAUGAUGAAUGGAAAGAGGAUAUUAUGCCAGAGUUUCUUGAUGGGCACAAUGUUUACGACUUUGUUGAUCCUGAUAUCUUGCAUAGGCUUGAAGAGUUGGAGAGAGAAGAAGGGAUUCGUCUUGCAGAUGAGGCUGAGGAAGAGUUUGAGAUGGAUGGUGAGCAAUUAACACCAGCUGAGAGAGAAGCACUGGCUGAAAUAAGGAGAAAGAAAAGCGUACUUAUCCAAGAACACAGGAUGAAGAAGACUACUGCAGGAAACAGACCCAUUGUACCAAGGAAGUUUGAUAAAGAUAAGAAGUUUACGACUGAGAGAAUGGGUAGGCAGUUGACAAAAUUGGGUCUAGACCCGUCUGCAGCCAUAGAUAGAGCUCGUAGCAAAUCAAGAGGACGAAAGAGGCUGAGGUCACCUGACACAGGAGGAGAAGGUGAUGCCAUGGAUAUGGAUAUGGAUGGCGGGCAAUUAAACAAGAAGUUGCGAGCUAUGUCUCGAUCUAGGUCUAGGUCUAGGUCAAAAUCACGGCCACCAAUGGAAGUUGUUCCAGGAGAAGGAUUCAAGGACUCUGCCCAGAAAGGUAAAGCUAUUAAUCUUGCUAAGAAAUCUUCCAAGAAGAGGAACAAGAACGCGCAUAAGGGAGAAGGAGAUAGAGUCAUUCCUACUCUCAAACCCAAACAUUUAUACUCCGGUAAGCGCUCCACUGGUAAAACCGACCGGCGUUAAGUCAUUACAGUUGCUUUUUGAGUUAGUUCCAAUUUUGGUUUGUUUGUUGACUAGAGCUUAUGUAUUUUUGGGACCAGUUAUUUCUAUUUACUUGGAAUAUUAUCACAAAUAUUUUGCAUUUUACUAUUAUUGUUUUUGCUGUACCCAUUGCUAUUUACCAACUCUCGGAUUAUCUUUUGGCUUCAAA
Messenger RNA from Beta vulgaris subsp. vulgaris (sugar beet), 2397 nucleotides. RefSeq names its product nucleolar GTP-binding protein 1. The record is from RefSeq and is a predicted model, not a curated record. Gene Ontology annotation, cellular component: nucleolus. Lineage: Eukaryota; Viridiplantae; Streptophyta; Magnoliopsida; Caryophyllales; Amaranthaceae. Bases 180 to 2210 code for a protein of 676 amino acids. Gene Ontology annotation, molecular function: GTP binding; RNA binding; GTPase activity. The transcript is spliced from 2 exons. Gene Ontology annotation, biological process: ribosomal large subunit biogenesis.